AUGGCUCUCAUGGCGUCGAAAAAGAGCGAAUCUCUUCCUAUUCAGCCGCCUCGGGUGGAUCUAGAAGCCCUAGGAGCAGAGUGCCAUGAACUAGCGACAAAGCUCAAAGAUCAUUUGUCAUCCAAUGGCCACCCGCAGCCGUCCUUCGACUCCAACGGCCCAACGGGAUUUCCCUCCAUGGAUUCCGAGACGGAAGCGGCCAGACAGCAGCUGCGAGAAGCCGCAAAGACGCUCCUGGAGCUGGUGUCAGAGCCGGACGAUGUUUUGACCGAAGAUCUGUAUAACAAGGUCCAUGACCUGAACGCCUUUGCCUACGUGUCCCGUUUCCAAGUUGCAGAGAGCAUACCUCUUCAGGGAGCCGUCUCCUAUGCGGAUCUCGCCUCGAAAACCGGCACCGAGGUUACCCAGCUCAAGAGGGCGCUGCGCCAUCUGAUGGCCUUGCAUGUCUUUGUGGAGCCUGAGCCCGGCCGUGUCGCGCACACGGCAUCUUCCAAGCGGCUCGUCGAAUCGCGGGGCGUGCGUCUCUACAACGAGUUCGUGAGCAGAGACACGUUCAAACUGGCGGCAUUCCAGCUUGACGCCAUCGAGAAGUGGGGUCACGGCGGCACCCAGCCGGACCAGGCGGCUCACAACAUUGUGUUCGGCACUGACAAGCCGCUCUUCGCCUACUUUGCCGAGAACCCCGCGAAGAUGAGCGACUUCAGCGAGCUGAUGGAAUUCAUGUCCAAGUCGCGGUUCCAGACCGCGGACCACCUCAUCAACGGCUUCGAUUGGGCCUCGCUGGGCCCGGCUAAGAUGGUGGAUAUGGGCGGUAAUGUAGGCCACUGCAGCGCGCAGAUCGUGGUCGCCAACCCGGAGAUGACUUCCGUGGUCCAGGACCUGCCGGAGGUGGUUGCGCGGGCCCGCAGCCCGAAAAACAGCGCCGUGCCAGCGGAGCUGCGCGAGAGCGGCCGCGUGACCUUCAUGGAGCACGACCUCUUCGCGCCGCAGCCCGUCGACGCCGACGUCUACUUCAUGCGCAUGAUCCUUCACGACUGGUCCGACGACAAGUGCGUCACCAUUCUCCGGCACGUCGUCGCCGCCCUCGCUCGCCGACCCGGUGCCAGGCUGCUCAUUAUGGACACGGUACUCCCGCAGCCUGGCGAGUGGCCAACCGUUACUGAAAGGCCUAUGCGGUCCAUGGAUCUCCAGAUGGCGUUGAUGACGAAUGCGAAGGAGCGAGACUUUGGAGAGUUUGAGGCCUUAUUCCGACGCGCCGACCCGCGUCUCUCAAUCCGUAACGUGGUGAAGCCGCUGGGAAGCCUCAUGUCUUUGCUCGAGGUGUUUCUGAGCCCAGAAGAGAGUCAUUAA
Messenger RNA from Colletotrichum orchidophilum, 1350 nucleotides. RefSeq names its product O-methyltransferase. The transcript has a single exon. NCBI's taxonomy places the organism in Eukaryota, Fungi, Ascomycota, Sordariomycetes, Glomerellales, Glomerellaceae. The record is from RefSeq and is a predicted model, not a curated record. Gene Ontology annotation, molecular function: O-methyltransferase activity. Bases 1 to 1350 code for a protein of 449 amino acids.